UGGGUGAGACAUCGCCCGUUGGCUUCAGUUUUACAGCAGAGAGAGAGAGAGAGAGAGAGGGUCGUCUUUCUACGAGCAUGAAAACCCUAGCACCCCCCCAAAUUUCCUCUUUUGACCGUCUCGGUUCACAUGGGUUUAUUUCUCCCAGUUGGGUUUUUACUGUCAACCCAGUUUUGAAUUCUCUCUGCCAUGGCGGUCUCCGACGUGGAAGCUGUGCUGGAGUUUCUGAGGAAGAAUGGCUUUUCGGAGGCCGAAUCAGCUCUCAGAGAAGAUUUUUUUGAGAAAAGUGAACUGGGUUGUUUUGAUUUCGAGAGGUUCAUGUUUCCGAUGGCGCCGGCGCCCCCGCCGUUGAGGAUUCCAGCCACUGGUCGGCUAUCAGAGACGAAUUCCAGUUCCGAUGAUGAGUUCGUGAGCGUAGAUUCUUCUGCCAGUGAUGCGUAUUCUUCAGAAUUCACUAAUCCAUAUGGGCGUCGCUCUGCAACUCAGUUCACUUCUGAAACUUCAUCAGAUAGAUUAUCUGAAUUUGGGACAGCGCGCGAUUACCCCGAUUUUGAUAUGCAAAAUGAUCUGCACUGGUAUGGUGAUAAAGAUGAAACUUACUUAAUGCCUCCCUCCUACGGUGAACCAGACUUCCUUGGCUGUCCAAGUGAGGACAAGUUUGUCAUGACUUCAGAAACCGUGAGGAAAUUUGAAAACCCAUUGAUUUUGAGUCAUAAAUUGGAAGAAUUUCAUACAUUGUCAAGUAUGAAUUAUUUAGACGACUUGUGUCUUUACAAUAAUAACUCCAAGAAUAAUGGAAAUGAGGUUCGAGUGACAGAUUAUUAUCAAAUGAAUGAAAAAACCCAACCGAAAGGUGUUGAGGGGGAACUGGAUGAUUCCUCUGCUUAUACUUGUCUGGGUUUGAACGAUCAGCAGUUUAAAGUUGUGGGGAAAAGCCCCACAGAGUGUGAUUCAGUUUCUAAACAGAGAAUAAACGAGAAUUCUAAUUACUCCAUCAAAAGGAGUUCCACAAAUGAUUGCAUUGGGGAGUUUAAAAGGACCCCUGAAGCCCAUGAUCAGGUCUAUGAGAAAGAUUUACAGCUAAAUAGAAAUGGUGGUUAUGAUGUCAAAAGCGGUAAAGAAUUGGUUGAAGAAUCACUUGAGCUUGAGGCUGGUACGGAUGAAGAGGAUGUUGCUGCAGAUGAACUUCCAGUGUGCAAUCCUUCUGAAGAUGAAUAUGAAGUAUUCAAUCUAAGAAUCAUACACCGGAAGAACAGGACUGGAUUUGAAGAGAACAAGGAUUUUCCUAUUGUUCCGAACACAAUUGUCGGUGGCAGAUAUUAUGUUACAGAAUACCUAGGCUCAGCCGCUUUCAGCAAGGUUGUUCAGGCCCAUGAUCUUCAUACAGGAAUGAAUGUUUGCCUGAAGAUCAUAAAAAAUGAUAAAGAUUUUUUUGAUCAAAGCUUAGAUGAAAUCAAACUGUUAAAGUUUGUGAACAAGCAUGAUCCUGCUGAUGAACGCCACAUUUUGCGUCUUUUUGACUACUUCUAUUUUCAGGAGCAUCUCUUCAUUGUUUGUGAACUCCUUCGGGCAAACUUAUAUGAAUUUCAGAAAUUCAAUCAAGAUUCUGGUGGGGAAGCAUAUUUUACACUGAGCAGGUUGCAGGUUAUAGCUCGGCAGUGUCUGGAGGCAUUGGAAUACUUGCAUCAAUUGGGAAUAAUCCACUGUGAUCUAAAACCAGAAAAUAUACUUAUCAAAAGUUACCGAAGAUGUGAGAUAAAGGUUAUCGAUCUUGGAAGCAGUUGCUUUCAAACAGACAACUUAUGCCUAUACGUACAAUCUCGUUCCUACAGGGCCCCUGAAGUUAUUCUUGGCCUACCAUAUGACCAAAGGAUUGACAUUUGGUCGCUGGGAUGUAUUUUAGCUGAGCUCUGCUCCGGGGAAGUUCUUUUUCCAAAUGAUGGAAUUGUGAUGUUGCUUGCACGCAUGAUUGGGAUGCUUGGCCCUAUUGACCUGGAUAUGUUAGUGAUGGGACAGGAGACGCACAAGUACUUCACAAAGGAAUACGAUCUUUAUUAUAUGAAUGAGGAGGCCAACCAACUGGAGUACAUUGUCCCAGAGGAGCCCUCAUUGGAGGACCACUUGCAGGUUUCUGAUACUGGGUUUAUAAACUUCAUUAGAGACUUGCUCGAGAUAAAUCCCCAGAGGCGCCCUACGGCAAGAGAGGCACUUGAGCACCCCUGGCUUACCCAUCCCUAUGACUCUGACUUUAGCUGAAACUGAGGGACAAUUGUUUGGGCAUAUUGAUUCAGUCUGCAUGAGGCUGGAAUAUCUUUUUCACACCACCCAGUUCUGAUUGUCGUACAUGUAAUUAGGGCAACUGUGCUUUGGUGUAUAUUUUUUGUCUGCGAUUAAUUUUUUUGUACAAGAGUUGUGUCUACUUGUUUUUGUUUCUUUUUUUUUCCCUGCCAUUUUUUUUUUUGUUGAGGGGAAGGAAGAGGUUGGAGAUGGGAUUGUACAAACCGAUUGAUUGGAUAACAAGGAAAAUAUAUAGCCAUCAAGUCCUGAUUGAA
Molecule: messenger RNA, 2552 nt
Organism: Malania oleifera
Lineage: Eukaryota; Viridiplantae; Streptophyta; Magnoliopsida; Santalales; Ximeniaceae
Product: serine/threonine-protein kinase ppk15-like
Exons: 7
Coding region: 190-2256 (688 amino acids)
Biological process (GO): peptidyl-serine phosphorylation; peptidyl-threonine phosphorylation
Cellular component (GO): cytoplasm
Molecular function (GO): ATP binding; protein tyrosine kinase activity; protein serine/threonine kinase activity
Source: RefSeq, a predicted model, not a curated record